GGGGGCCCGGGCGUCUCGGACCAGGCCUGCUGCGGGGUCGCCCCGAGCGUCCCGAGACCCCGGUCCUGGAGCCGGCCGGGCCUCCCGGCUUCGCGGCUGUCAGGGUUGUAAACAUUUCCGGCCCCUCCCACAGCGCGCCGCCUCCGAGGCGACCUCGGAAGCCACCAUAGGGCGGGUCGGCUGCCCGUCCUCCAGCUUUCUCCAGCGGCCGGCAGUUCUGCUGGGCUCUGUGUCUCCCCAGCCCCGCCGGCGGGCGAGACGUCUGGAUUCAGGCUCCGGCUUGGGACCGGCCAGGCCUGAGCUAAGGCUGGUCCCCAGGCCCCCGCGCGAGUGUCUGCCACCACAGGGGCUCUCUGCCCUGCCCCUCGGGCUGAGACAACCCAGCCUUUCCCCAAACCGAAGCUGCAGGGUAUUGAGGUACCAGCCAGAUGUCCUCUCACAAAGGACCCGUGGUGGCACAGGGCAGCGGGGCUCCCGCCAGUGACAGGGACACGGACACGGUGGAGCUGGCUGAACUGGGACCCCUGCUAACAGAGAAGGGCAAACGGGCCAUCGCCACCCCAACCAAACGGGUCCUGACACUUCCCCUGCAAGCCCACCAUGCCAUGGAGAAGAUGGAGGAGUUCGUGUACAAGGUCUGGGAAGGGCGCUGGAGGGUCAUCCCAUACGACGUGCUCCCGGACUGGCUGAAGGACAACGACUACCUGCUGCACGGCCACCGGCCACCCAUGCCGUCCUUCCGAGCUUGCUUCAAGAGCAUCUUCCGCAUCCACACAGAGACUGGCAACAUCUGGACCCAUCUGCUCGGUUUCGUGCUGUUUCUCUUUCUGGGGAUCUUGACCAUGCUGAGGCCGAACAUGUACUUCAUGGCCCCGCUGCAGGAGAAGGUGGUCUUCGGGAUGUUCUUCCUGGGAGCGGUGCUGUGCCUCAGCUUCUCCUGGCUCUUCCACACCGUCUACUGUCACUCGGAGAAAGUCUCGCGGACCUUUUCCAAGCUGGACUAUUCGGGGAUCGCUCUGCUGAUCAUGGGGAGCUUUGUGCCCUGGCUCUACUAUUCCUUCUACUGCUCCCCGCAGCCCCGGCUCAUCUACCUCUCCAUCGUCUGUGUCCUGGGCAUUUCCGCCAUCAUUGUGGCACAGUGGGACCGGUUUGCCACCCCCAAACACCGGCAGACGAGAGCAGGCGUGUUUCUGGGCCUGGGCUUGAGUGGCGUGGUGCCCACCAUGCACUUCACCAUCGCCGAGGGCUUCGUCAAGGCCACCACGGUGGGCCAGAUGGGCUGGUUCUUCCUCAUGGCUGUGAUGUACAUCACCGGAGCCGGUCUGUACGCCGCUCGAAUCCCCGAGCGCUUCUUCCCUGGAAAGUUCGACAUAUGGUUUCAGUCUCAUCAGAUUUUCCACGUCCUGGUGGUGGCAGCAGCCUUCGUCCACUUCUACGGGGUCUCCAACCUUCAGGAAUUCCGCUACGGCCUCGAAGGUGGCUGCACCGACGACUCCCUUCUCUGAGCCUGGCCACCUGACGGGCGAGGGACCUCCCAAGUGCUUUUAAGAAUAACUUCUUUGCUGCAGUGAGAGGGAGAGUCUGAGUUGUCUGUUUGCAGGAGAAACUCUUAGGGAUUCGGUCCAGCGAGCUCCAGCCUGCUGCCCCCUGGCAACAAGCCUUCCAUUUCCUGGCGGAGGAGGGCGGGUGGUUGACUCAGCUGUGCCCCUCCUUGCAGCCCCCUCCUCAGCAAGGCGACUGCGUCCCCUCACAGAGUACUUCGAAGCUCACGUUGAGAUUUUAUCCUCCUCCAACCAUUUUGGGAAAAAAAACGAUGGACUGGGACUCUUCGGAAAUUCUGUUUCUGGAAGGAAAUGUCCCUCCCUGACCCCCGUCCUUACUUUGUAACCUGGCUUAUAACAGGCCAUCCGUUUUUGUAGCACACUUUUCAAAAAGAAAAAAAAAAAAACCCGGUCCCAUCCUUCUAGAGCCUGGGCCUGCUCACACAGCAGGAAGAGUAGGGUCGCCAACUUCGAUGUAGCCCCGCGAAUCAUGGCAGUGUGUCCAGGCUCCGGAUAACUUGAGUUUUAAUUUUUUUUCUUGGCAGAGUAAUGUAAAAUUAAAAUGGGGAAAGAUAUUUAAUAUUUAAUACUAAGCUUUAAAAAGAAACCUGCUAUCAUUGCUAUGUAUCUUGAUGCAAAGACUAUGAUGAUAAUAAAAGAAAGUACAGAAGACAGUUAGCGUUCAGAGA
Molecule: messenger RNA, 2230 nt
Organism: Pteropus alecto (black flying fox)
Lineage: Eukaryota; Metazoa; Chordata; Mammalia; Chiroptera; Pteropodidae
Gene: ADIPOR1
Product: adiponectin receptor 1
Exons: 8
Coding region: 429-1505 (358 amino acids)
Biological process (GO): adiponectin-activated signaling pathway
Cellular component (GO): plasma membrane
Molecular function (GO): signaling receptor activity
Source: RefSeq, a predicted model, not a curated record